CUCGCUGCGUGCUCUCACACUCUUCCACCUCCACAACAGUAUCCUACCCUGAGGAGCGACCGGCAGCCGCCUCUGCUCCUUUAAGGCAAUGAGGAAUUAAAGCGUCUGCAGGGGCAGGGGAGAGGGUUAUUCUGUGUAAUGCUCAGAGAGUCAGUGUGGUGCGAUUAGAGAGCGGCAGCGGGGAAGAUGCGCUUGCUCGCCUCUUGCUGGACGCACAGAGGCGAUGAAGAUGAUCUGACUUUGGAGCCUGAGCAAGAAACGUCUUUUUCAUUCUUCUGCUACCACCCUCUCCCUUCUGUUUGCUUCUUUGCUCUUUUAGUUGUUUUAAUUUUCUAAAAUUUUAUUUUUACCUUCAAGGAUGAUCCGUCUUCCAGUGUUUUAUUUAGGAAACGGGAGCUUCUGACAUUUUUCUUUUAAAGAUUUAGUUUAGCCUUUUUUUUUUUCAUUUUUGGAUUUCUUUUUUUUUCUUCUUCCAGGAUCCGCUCUAACCCGGCUCUGACUCAGCAUCACACACACACCUGGGCUUCACCCCUUCAGCAUCCUUUUGAAUAACAGGGACAAGCAGCAAGACGCGGAGCACAGGAGGAGAGUCUGAGCAAAGCUCUCCCCAAGAAAAUCACAGAGGCGCAUUUAUGGUCCAAGACAGCUCAAAAACCAAAUCAGUGUAACAAAAAAAAGUGCGAAGGAGAUAUUAAAAGUAGAGACUCGGACCGGUUUGCUUUAAGACAGUGGCAAAUGUUUAACCUUACCCCAAGCGCACAGAAGAGAAACCCAGGGAGGCACCGGUCGGAGGAAGAAGAGAAAGCAUAGCUUGGGGGGAUUGAACGGAGCAGGGCAUGUGGAUAUUGGCUUUUAUCUUUUCCCAGAGCAUCUUGAAUGUUUUCAGUGAAGACCUACAUUCCAGCUUAUACUUUGUCAAUGCAUCUCUGCAAGAGGUAGUAUUUGCCAGCACCACAGGGACCUCGGUGCCCUGUCCUGCUGGGGGUGCGCCGUCUGCCUCGUUGCGCUGGUAUCUGGCUACCGGCGAGGAGAUCUACGAUGUCCCGGGCAUCCGCCACGUUCACCCCAAUGGAACCCUCCAGAUCUUCAACUUCCUGCCAUCCAGCUUUAGCAAGCUGAUCCACGACAACACGUAUUACUGCACUGCCGAGAACCCUUCUGGCAAGAUUAGGAGUCAGGAUGUCCACAUCAAAGCCGUUUCACGGGAACCCUACACAGUCAGAGUGGCUGACCAGAAGGCUAUGCGAGGCAGCGUAGCCGUCUUCAAGUGCAUUAUUCCUGCUUCUGUGGAGGCCUACGUCACUGUUGUAUCAUGGGAGAAAGACACCGUGUCACUCAGCUCAGGACAAAGAUAUCUCAUCACAUCCACGGGAGCCUUGUAUAUUUUGGACGUCCUGCCUGAGGAUGGCCUGAAUAACUAUCGCUGCACCACACGUCAUCGCUACACCGGAGAAACUCGCCAGAGCAACAGUGCGCGGCUCAUUGUGUCGGACCCCACCAAUGCUGAGCCAGUCAUCUUGGAUGGCUUUGACCACCGGGAGGUGAUGAUUAAUCAUCGGGUGGAGCUGCCCUGUAAGGCUUCGGGCUACCCAACGCCCAAAUACCGCUGGCUGAAGGACAACAGUCCCUUGGAGCUCGACAGUCGCAUUCACCAGACCAUCUCAGGGUUGCUGAUAGAGAGCGCCCAGCCCAGUGACUCGGGAACAUAUGUCUGUGAAGUGUGGAACAGCUAUGGCAACGCUGAGGUCAUGGGUCGUCUGUAUGUCAAACAGCCCUUGAAAGUAGUGGUCAGCCCUCGAAAGGUGAAGGGCAGCGUGGGUAGCAAGGUGUCUCUGUCCUGUAGCGUGAGCGGCUCAGAUGAGUAUGAGCUGGCAUGGUAUCGCAACGGAGAGAUCAUCUACCCCGGCAACAAUGUUCGCUUCACUGGGAUAAACCGGGAGAACCUCAUGAUGGAGGGAAUGUCGAAAAGUGAUGGCGGAGCUUACCAGUGCUUCGCCAGGAAGGCCAAGAUGUCUGCACAGGACUUUGUGCAGGUUAUCCUCGAAGAUGGUACUCCAAAAAUCUUGUCCUCCUUCAGCGAGAAGGUGGUGAACCCAAAUGAGCCCGUUUUCUUGGUCUGCAACGUCAAGGGCACUCCACCUCCCAGAUGCACCUGGUCGCUGGACGACGACCCCGUCAUCAAAGACAGCCACCACCACCUGGGCCACUACGAGACCCACGAGGGCCAUGUGGUCAGCCAGCUCAAUGUCACGCACACCCAGGUGCAGGACGGUGGGGUGUAUCGGUGCACGUGCAGCAACUCGGCCGGGGUCGUGUACCACCAGGCUCGAAUAAACGUAAGAGGCCGAGCCAGCAUUCGUCCAAUGAAAAACAUCACUGCAAUUGCUGGACGGGAUGCUUUCGUUCACUGUCGUGUCAUUGGCUACCCUUACUACUCCAUAAAGUGGUACAAGAACUCUGCACUACUACCAUUCAACCACAGACAGAGAGCAUUCGAGAACAACGGCACACUCAAGCUAAGCAACGUGCAGCAGGUGGACGCUGGCGAGUAUAAUUGCAAGGUGAUGGUUCAGCCCAACAAGAUGGACUCACAAAGCGUCCACGUUCGUGUGAGAGUCCCUCCCUACAUUCAGCCCUUCGAGUUUCAGCGUUUCACCAUUGGCCAGCGUGUCUUCAUACCCUGCGUGGUCAUGUCGGGUGACCGUCCGUUGGACAUCACAUGGCAGAAAGACGGGCGGCCGAUCCCUGCCAGCUUGGGUGUAACUGUGGACAACAUAGACUUCACCAGCUCGCUGCGGAUCUCCAACCUAACACCCGACCACAACGGCAACUACACCUGCAUUGCCCGCAAUGAAGCUGCUGUUGUGGAACACCAGAGCCAGCUAAUUGUUAGGGUUCCUCCUCAGUUUGUGGUUCAGCCCGAGGAUCAAGACGGGAUCUAUGGCAAAACUGUGACUCUUAACUGCUCCGCUGAAGGUUAUCCACCACCCACCAUUGUUUGGGAGCACUCCAAAGGCGCGGGCGUCCCCCAGUUUCAGCCCAUCCUUUUGAACAGUGGCUCUCGUAUCCAGCUGCUGAGCAACGGUUCGCUACUUAUCAAGCACGUGCUGGAGGACGACAGCGGCUUCUACCUGUGUAAAGUCAGUAACGACGUGGGAGCUGAUGUCAGCAAGUCCAUGUACCUCACCGUCAAAAGUAAGAGCCUGCGUCUGAUGCAGCUGAUGGCCAGUAAUCAAUUUGUGUUUCACUGUCUGGGCUGGCUCAGCAAUAGGCAGAAAUAA
Archocentrus centrarchus (flier cichlid) is the source of this 3281-nucleotide messenger RNA. RefSeq names its product Down syndrome cell adhesion molecule homolog. Gene Ontology annotation, biological process: cell-cell adhesion. The transcript has 11 exons. The coding region runs from base 837 to 3281 and encodes 814 amino acids. The record is from RefSeq and is a predicted model, not a curated record. Lineage: Eukaryota; Metazoa; Chordata; Actinopteri; Cichliformes; Cichlidae.